CUGGCACAAUUCACCAUAGCUGUCAGUCAGCUGGAGAAAUUCAAUGUGGUUCCCAAGUACCACCAUAGCUUCAGCCACAUUAUCCUAUUCGAAUAGUUUUUUAUUCUCCUAAAAAUGGAUAAAAUGAUACGAUUGUUCUGUCGGCAUGCACAGCUGCAGCAAGGAUUCCGCGCAAGGUUCCACGCUCAAACAUGUGCGCUCGCACAGAUCCCGCACGCAUCUGCGAAACCGUCUCCGGAGCAGUCAACGCCAGAGAUUGCCAGAAGGAAUCUCUCCAAAAUCCUCAUUGCCAAUCGAGGCGAAAUCGCCUGUCGUAUCAUACGAACAGCCCGAAAGAUGGGCAUCGACACGGUGGCGGUUUACAGCGAUCCGGAUCGUGCGUCCUUACAUGUUGACAUGGCGGAUGAAGCGUACCGCAUCGGUCCAGCAUCAACCAACGAAAGUUACCUGAACGCCAAGCGCAUCAUCGACGCAGCUCUAAACAGCGGCGCUCAAGCCAUCCAUCCGGGCUACGGAUUUCUCAGUCAGAGUCCGGAAUUCGCUCAGCUCUGUGCUGAUAAUGAUAUCGUCUUCAUUGGACCUUCGCCGCGCUCCAUUCGCGACAUGGGCAUUAAAAGCACUUCCAAAACUUUGAUGGAGGCAGCCGGCGUCCCGGUGAUACAGGGAUACCAUGGUGAUGAUCAGAAUGUGGAGAGACUGCGAGCGGAAGCGAAAAAGAUCGGGUUUCCGGUUAUGAUCAAGGCCUUCCGUGGCGGCGGUGGCAAGGGAAUGCGAGUAGCCAUGCAUGAAGGGGAGUUUGAUCAGCAGCUGGAAUCAGCCAAACGGGAAUCCAUCAAAUCGUUUGGAGAUGAUGCUAUGCUGGUGGAAAAAUAUGUCCAGCGGCCAAGGCAUGUGGAAGUCCAGGUCUUCGGUGAUCACUACGGGAACUGUGUAUACCUCUUCGAGCGCGACUGCUCCGUCCAGCGACGCCAUCAGAAAAUCAUCGAAGAAGCACCGGCUCCGGGCAUCAGCUGGGAAACGCGUAAAUCUAUCGGCGAAGCCGCCGUACGUGCUGCUAAAGCCGUGGAUUACGUGGGCGCCGGAACCGUGGAAUUUAUCCUGGAUUCCAAACAACAUGCGUUUUAUUUCAUGGAAAUGAACACCCGCCUGCAGGUGGAGCAUCCCGUUACGGAAAUGAUCACCGGCACUGAUCUCGUGGCCUGGCAGCUGAAAGUGGCAGCGGGAGAGCCGUUACCGAUGCAGCAGAAGGAUCUGCGCAUUAACGGGCACUCCUUUGAAGCGCGCGUGUAUGCGGAGAAUCCCGAGGAUAAUUUUAUGCCCGGCGCUGGCCCGCUGACGCAUUUGAGUGUCGAUUUUGAUCCAGCGCAGUUUGGCGGCACCGUCAGGGUGGAGAGUGGAGUACGACAAGGCGACGAGGUCUCGGUACAUUAUGAUCCUAUGAUUGCCAAACUAGUUGUCUGGGGAGAAGAUCGAGCGACCGCCUUGCAGAAACUUAGAAAUUUGCUCAACGGAUACCAUAUUUCCGGUUUGCCGACGAAUAUCAACUUCCUUGCGCGUUUAUGCGACAAUCCGUCCUUUCAAGCAGCGGAAGUCCACACCGACUUCAUAAAAGAGCAUUUUAAAGAACUAUUCCCCGAUGCAUCGUCAGCGGACCCCACUUCUCUAGCAGAAGCAGCCCUGGGUGUUUUGUUAUCCUCCUCGGCCGCAUCGCGUGCCCCCGUGGAUUUGUUCUCCGAUCCCUUUGAUGUUGAGAAGAACUGGAGGAUGAACCAUGCACCGACACGGAAUGUCCGACUACGUGCGGGAGGCAAAGAUUAUGACGUACAGGUGGUGUCGGGUGCCGGUGGGAAGUAUGUGUUAAAGUGUCUUGGGAAGGAGAUGGUGGUGGAGGGGCAGGGUGCGGAGAAGGAUGGGGCCUGGGAGAUUAAAGCGCUGGUGGACGGACGGGGCAGUCGAUUUAAGUUGGUCUCCAGUGAUGGACAAAUACAGUUGUUCCGAAAGAACGGAAGCACGACAUAUGAUCUGCCUGCACACAAAUACGAAUCUCUCCUGUCGCAUGGUCAAGGCGGUGCCGGCGAAGCCAUAGCGCCGAUGCCGGGCGUCGUGGAAAAGAUCCUGGUUCAGCCCGGUCAGAAUGUCAGUGCCGGUGAUCCGCUGAUUGUCAUGAUUGCUAUGAAGAUGGAGUAUGUAAUCAAGGCUCCCAAGGCCGGAGUGAUCAAGAAGGUGGCCUAUAAGCCCGGAGAUAAUGUCAAGAAAGGCGAUCAGCUAGUGUACUACGAGGAAUCGGAAACCGGAACGGACAAGGGAAAAAAUUCUCAAAAUAAUUAGUGCUGGACCGCUGGUUAUUGGUUUCGUUGAAAACUGUAUCAAGAGUUUUAUUGACUUCCGGUCUGUUUGAAAAUUUUACUCUUUUAUUGUUACCAAAUAUGGUUAUUGCUGGAUGCUUGCUGCUUACGGCUAUUUGGUCGUUGUUGAUAUGCAUUGGAUCACUAAGCAUUUACGAGUAAAGAAAGUUGUUUGCGUACAUGA
Messenger RNA from Paramacrobiotus metropolitanus, 2529 nucleotides. Its product is annotated as methylcrotonoyl-CoA carboxylase subunit alpha, mitochondrial-like. Gene Ontology annotation, cellular component: mitochondrion. The coding region runs from base 115 to 2328 and encodes 737 amino acids. Gene Ontology annotation, molecular function: ATP binding; methylcrotonoyl-CoA carboxylase activity; metal ion binding. The transcript is spliced from 10 exons. Lineage: Eukaryota; Metazoa; Tardigrada; Eutardigrada; Parachela; Macrobiotidae. The record is from RefSeq and is a predicted model, not a curated record.